AGUUCAAUUCAGUCGUUGUUAGUCGCCGCUUGCACGCUCCGGCCGGUUUGUGUCUCUGUCAUUGCACCAAGUUACCUUCAACUAAAUUGUACAAUCUUAUCCAACAUCGCCAUUGGGCGAUAACACUAUCGCGUACUAUGACGCGACGGUACAUUUUAAAGUUUUCGUAAGAUAAGAAACUGUGGUGAUUAAAUUUUUACAGUGAACGGGUGUAGAAUGUGCGCGCACUGACGUUCUCGAAGGAAAUUUAUAAUACCGUUAUAUAGUGUUCCAUUGAAAUGUCGUUAUUUAAGAAGAAGUCGUCGAAACUUGCACCUCCUCCGCCGACGCCUUCUGCACCAAUAGAAGAGCCACAAAGUCAUCCUAACGGAGUAGACAAUAACAAUGGGUCACAGAAGUCGCAGCUGGUAUUUCACUGUCAGCAGGCCCACGGUAGCCCGCUGGGUCUUAUCUCCGGGUUCUCAAAUAUCAAGGAACUUUACCAGAAGAUAGCGGAAUGUUACGACUUCCCACCUGAAGAUAUACUGUUUUGCACUCUGAAUACCCACAAAGUGGACAUGAGAAAACUCCUUGGAGGACAAAUAGGAUUAGAAGAUUUUAUAUUUGCACAUAGAAAAGGCAGACCAAAGGAAAUAGAGAUUGUCAAAACAGAAGAUGCUCUUGGGUUAACAAUUACUGAUAACGCUGCAGGUUAUGCAUUUAUUAAAAAAAUUAAAGAAGGUUCAAUAGCUUCCAAAAUAAGUCAUAUAGAGGUCGGCGAUCAUAUUGAGAAGCUGAACGGAGAGAACAUGGUUGGAAAGAGGCAUUAUGAAGUCGCUAAAAUAUUGAAGGAUAUUCCCAAAGGAACGACAUUUAUAAUUCGAUUAAUAGCACCACUCAAGAGUGGGUUUGGGUCCAUAGGUCCUCCUAACAGAGGUGGCGCCAAAUCGGGUAAAAAGCAAAGUUAUGGAUCCGGAAAGGAAACUUUAAGAUUUAAGGCUAAUGGGCCAGCUACGAUUGAAAACGAGCAUGAUGAAAAUUCAAAGGCCGGGAUUGAAAAAAUAAAUCAACUAUUGGAGACAUUUAUGGGCAUUAACGACACGGAGUUGGCGACACAAAUGUGGGAUCUUGCCGAUGGGAAAACUAAUUCGAUGCAACUGGCUGAAGCGAUUGACAAUAGUGAUCUUCAGGAAUUUGGUUUCACUGACGAGUUUAUUAUUGAAUUGUGGGGUGUCAUUACAGACGCGAGAUCAGGGAGACUGAGCUAGGAUUUAUAUUAUAGGUACUUAAUUAACAAGAAAACGGCCAUAUUGAAUUUGGAAUUGUAAUAGCAGAAUGUGAAAUUUGAAUGUUCCAUAUUGCUCGGUCUGAAAAUGAGACAUAUCAGUGGACGCGCAUUAAUUGUGUGGAUGAUUUUUAAAAAAUUCCCCUCUCUUCUUACGUAUGAUAUUAUAUAAUUUUUUUUUCUUGGUGAAAAGAUCGUGAUUUACCAGAAUGAAGUAACAAUUUUCCAUUCUAUUGGAUUACUAAUAAGAUUUUAUACUGAUGUCUGUUACGUACUACUUUUUAACCUUCCUUAAAAAUGAUAUUUAGUAAAAUAUUAUUUUUCUCCAUGAUUAAUACACGUCCCCUCAUAACUUAAAUAAUAAAAUGAGAUUAGGUAGACAACUACGUAGGUAGUAUUAUUUAUUAUUAAACUAAAUAUAGCUAUUGCGGCCUAGAUAUGCAGAUAUAUUUUGAAAUGACUUUGAUUCCAUGAUGAUGAUAUUUGUAUGAUAAUACCUAAUAGUCGAAGUAGAAUUUUCCUGUAUUUUUAUUGUUAUUCAUAAAAUUGUGUUUAUUACCAUAUACAAAAUUAGAUGGAUCUAAGGUAUUGACAUAUUUUAAUUUUUUUUUGACCACCUAUACGAACGACUCCAGAAACUUGUUUUUAUAUAAGUAAAUUUAUAAGUAUUAUAUUUUACGUGUUUUACUGAUUCCUAUUUAAUACAUUUCCAUAGACGUGUGUUACAAAACAGUUAUGUAAAAUAGUAUGUACAUAAGUAGGUAUCUAUGGACAGUUGUGAAUAUUUUGUCGUUUCGGGCAAAAACUAAUGUUUGCCGCUCUUUAUAAUAAAUGACAAUACUGAUUAACAG
Messenger RNA from Galleria mellonella (greater wax moth), 2115 nucleotides. It is a transcript of the gene kermit, whose product is annotated as PDZ domain-containing protein GIPC3. The transcript has 4 exons. Gene Ontology annotation, molecular function: protein binding. The record is from RefSeq and is a predicted model, not a curated record. The coding region runs from base 279 to 1247 and encodes 322 amino acids. NCBI's taxonomy places the organism in Eukaryota, Metazoa, Arthropoda, Insecta, Lepidoptera, Pyralidae.